Camponotus floridanus (Florida carpenter ant) is the source of this 486-nucleotide messenger RNA. RefSeq names its product fatty acid synthase-like. Gene Ontology annotation, molecular function: fatty acid synthase activity. The record is from RefSeq and is a predicted model, not a curated record. The coding region runs from base 1 to 486 and encodes 161 amino acids. Lineage: Eukaryota; Metazoa; Arthropoda; Insecta; Hymenoptera; Formicidae. Gene Ontology annotation, biological process: fatty acid biosynthetic process. The transcript has 3 exons.
AUGAUCGGCUCUGUAAAAUCCAAUUUUGGUCACGCUGAACCUGCCAGUGGUUUCACUCAGAUCGGUAAGGUAAUAAUAGCAUUCGAAACCGGUUUUCCACCACACAUCAAUUAUACAUCACCACGAGAUGAUAUAGAUGCUUUUGUAAAUGGAGUCAUACAUGUGGUUACAGAAGCAAUACCACUUCAGAAUGGUUACAUCGGCAUUAAUUCUUUUGGAUUUGGGGGAUCCAAUGCUCAUAUGCUAUUAGAAUGGAAUACCAAACAGAAAGUUAACAACGCAACACCGGACAAUGGUUUGUCAAGACUUGUAUUGAUAUUGUCUGGACGCACUGAAGAAUCAGGAUUUUUAUCUAUGGGGCCACUUGAAGGCAAUUGUAUUCUGCACCUAUUGCCAGUGUUGAAGUUCUACGUGCAUGUAUACAAGAAGCUUGCCAACAGAUCAGAUAUACAUCUGGAAUAUUUGAAAGAGUGCGACAGUCUUUGA